Molecule: messenger RNA, 819 nt
Organism: Notodromas monacha
Lineage: Eukaryota; Metazoa; Arthropoda; Ostracoda; Podocopida; Cyprididae
Source: the annotation of a GenBank genome assembly
AUGGCUCAAACCGACUUACUCUUUAAACUUCAGGCCAUCAAGAAUCGAUUUGAUGAAGUGGCCGAUUUGAUUAUUCAACCCGAUGUGUUGGCCGAUCAAAAACGAUAUGCGGCACUUAAUAAAGAGUAUAAAGAUUUAGAAAAAAUAGUAGAAGCAUAUUUGCUGUAUAAAUCUAAAGUGGAUUUAAUUGAAGAGGCCAAUGCCGUUAUCGAAUCCGAGUCGGAUAAAGAAAUGGUGGAAAUGGCCAAAGAAGAAAAGUACGCGGCCAUGGAAUUGCUUCCCACCAUGGAAGAUGGAAUUAAAUUGUUGUUGAUUCCCAAAGAUCCCGAAGAUGAUAAGCCGGCCAUUGUAGAAUUACGGGCAGGAACAGGAGGCGAUGAGGCGGCCAUAUUUGUAGAAGAUGUAUUUAGAAUGUACUCCAUGUAUUUUAAAAUCAAGGGGUGGCAAAUGGAAAUCUUAAACGCUUCUGAAGGUGGGACUAAGGGCUUUAAAGAACUUAUUUUGGAGGUUAAAGGCGAUUUUGUAUUCGGUACAUUGAAGUUUGAAAGCGGGGUGCAUCGUGUUCAACGGGUUCCCGAAACCGAAUCUCAGGGUCGGGUUCAUACAUCGGCCAUUACCGUGGCGGUAUUGCCCGAAGCCGAGGAAGUGGAUAUAACCAUAAAUCCAGCCGAUUUGGAGUUUCAGACCGCUCGAUCUAGUGGAGCAGGGGGGCAAAAUGUUAAUAAGGUUGAAACCAAGGUACAGUUGACCCAUAAGCCAUCGGGUAUAGUCAUCGUUUGCCAGGAGGCCCGUUCUCAAUUGGCCAAUAAGGAAAGGGCC